Messenger RNA from Cornus florida, 3052 nucleotides. RefSeq names its product oxysterol-binding protein-related protein 1C-like. The record is from RefSeq and is a predicted model, not a curated record. Bases 355 to 2778 code for a protein of 807 amino acids. Gene Ontology annotation, cellular component: cytosol; membrane; intracellular membrane-bounded organelle. NCBI's taxonomy places the organism in Eukaryota, Viridiplantae, Streptophyta, Magnoliopsida, Cornales, Cornaceae. Gene Ontology annotation, molecular function: sterol binding. The transcript has 10 exons.
AUUUCAUUCAUAUUAGUUUUGUUCCGUCUGUACUCAUCGCCACGUCAUCACACCUCGCCGGCUAUCUUUGCCCUCCGGCGAAACGACCGAUUCCGUGUUCAAUCAAACUUCUCGCCCGCUACUUUCUCUCUCUAUAUGUAUAUAUUUGUCAUUGUAUAAUCGUAACAACAUAACCGUUCAUUCCUAUAUACACGCAGAGCUCGCCGCCUCUUUCUUUCUCUAUACUCUUCCGUUUUAUCUAUCUCUCUGUCUACACUUCCUCUCUUUCUCUCUCUAGAAUGAAUGAAAAUUCUCCGGCGAUUAUUUCGGAGAACCACCACCAAUUCCCCAUCCUUCGAUCUGUGAUCUGACCGGAUGAUUAUGCAUCCAUUUUGUUGCGUCUCUACGAUUCACGACCGGAACGGCACGAAUCUGCAAGAGCUACCUUCUAUGCCUUCUACGAUCCCUGCCGGCGUUGGAGUCAGAUCCGAAUCGGCGAAGCAAUCCGGCGAACAAAUCCACAAUCACAGCGACUAUGGCCGGCUGAGCCAUAGGGCCGUCGCGCCGUCGCUGGCGGAGUCUCUGUCUCGGAUACCGUCGAAGCGUGACUUGACGGCGGCACAAUUCUUCGCCGGUGAUAUUCGGGAAGUGAAGAUCAACGAUAUAGUAGGUAAUGGAAUAUCAGGUGUUCUGUAUAAGUGGGUGAAUUACGGCAAAGGAUGGAGACCGAGAUGGUUUGUGUUGCAAGAUGGUGUUCUGUCGUAUUACAAGAUCCAUGGACCUGAUAAGAUUGUGGUCAAUCAAGUGACCGAGAAAGGAUCGAAAGUUAUCGGAGAAGAGUCGCUCCGGCGACUCUCUCGCCAUAGGAAUGGUACCUCUCAGUUUCGGCGCAAUCCUGUUGGUGAAGUCCAUCUCAAGGUUUCAUCAAUCCGUGAGAGCAGAUCAGAUGACAAGAGGUUUUCAAUUUUUACGGGUACUAAGAGGCUGCAUUUAAAGGCAGAUACACGAGAAGAUCGACUGGCUUGGAUGGAUGCAUUGCAGGCUGUGAAGGACAUGUUCCCCAGAAUGUCCAACAGUGAACUGAUGGCUCCUCUGGAAGUUGCCGUGUCAACAGAAAGGCUGAAGCAGCGGUUACAGGAAGAGGGUGUGAGUGAGACUGCCAUCCAGGACAGUGAGCAGAUCAUGAGGAGUGAGUUUGCAGCAUUGCAGAAUCAGCUUAUGUUGCUUAAGCAGAAGCAUUGGCUCCUCCUUGACACACUGCGGCAAUUAGAGACAGAAAAGGUUGAUUUGGAGAAUACAGUUGUUGAUGAGAGCCAAAGACAAUGGAAGGAGCAUGGGUCUUCCUCUAGAUCAAGGCUAGACAAAUUCAGCGAUGGAAGUGGAACUGAAUCUGAAGAUGACAAUGAAAGAGUGGAUGCUGCAGAGGAAGAAACGGAUGAUGAUUACAAUACUUUCUUUGAUACUCGGGAUUUUCUUUCAUCAUGUUCCUUCAAAAGCAGUGAGUCUGACUUUCGGACAUCAUCUUUCUCUUCUGAUGAUGAAGAACUCUUUGAUUUUGAACCUGAAGAUGGUAUUGACCCUUCCGUUAGAUCUGCUGGAACCAACUUCCCUCAUCUUAAACGUCGUAAGAAAUUGCCAGACCCUGUUGAAAAAGAGAAGGGAGUAAGUCUCUGGUCAAUGAUUAAAGAUAAUAUUGGGAAGGACCUCACAAAAGUUUGUCUCCCUGUCUACUUUAAUGAACCUCUCUCUUCUCUGCAAAAAUGUUAUGAAGAUUUGGAAUGUUCAUAUCUUAUUGACCGGGCAUAUGCAUGGGGAAAAAGGGGUAACAGCCUUAUGAGGAUUCUAAAUGUAGCUGCAUUUGCUGUAUCUGGAUAUGCUUCUACUGAAGGAAGAAACUGCAAACCAUUUAAUCCAUUGCUCGGUGAGACUUAUGAGGCUGACUAUCCAGACAAAGGCCUCCGAUUCUUUUCAGAGAAGGUCAGUCAUCAUCCUAUGAUUGUAGCAUGUCACUGCGAUGGUACAGGAUGGAAAUUUUGGGGAGAUAGCAAUCUUAAAAGCAAAUUUUGGGGUCGCUCGAUCCAGCUUGACCCUGUCGGUACAUUGACUUUGGAAUUUGAUGAUGGAGAAGUCUUUCAAUGGAGUAAGGUAACGACGUCCAUAUACAAUCUAAUAUUGGGAAAACUGUAUUGUGAUCACUAUGGUACAAUGCGUAUAGAGGGAAACGGUGAAUAUUCAUGUAAGCUGAAAUUCAAGGAACAGUCUAUAAUAGAGCGAAAUCCUCACCAGGUACAAGGGAUAGUUCAAGAUAAGAAUGGAAAAACAGUUGCAACUCUUUUCGGGAAAUGGGAUGAGAGCAUGCAUUACGUGAAAGGAGACUGCUCUGGAAAGGGAAAAGGUUUUGAGUCUGUACCGGAAGCUCAUUUGCUCUGGAAGAAGAGCAAGCCUCCGAAGUUCCCGACUAGAUAUAACUUGACACGUUUUGCAAUCACAUUGAAUGAACUCACUCCUGGACUGAAGGAAAAAUUGCCACCUACAGAUUCAAGGCUAAGACCUGAUCAAAGGUGCCUGGAAAAUGGGGAGUAUGAAAUGGCAAAUUCGGAGAAGUUGCGAUUGGAGCAGCGGCAGCGGCAGGCUCGGAAGAUGCAAGAGAGUGGUUGGAAGCCACAGUGGUUCACGAAGGAGAAAGGAAGUGAUACGUAUCGAUACACCGGUGGGUAUUGGGAAGCUAGAGAAAAGGGUAGCUGGGAUUCAUGUCCUGAUAUCUUCGGUCAAAUUCCUUCUGAUCAGAUAUUAGACUGAGCAAGAUUGAAUUAUCUUCUCCUGGUUUCUCUAUUCUUGUUACAUGCUUUUCAUCAAAAUAUUCGAUAGGCGGUUGACAUUGCUGAUAUGAGCCAUUGAGGUGCCCAUGACAUGCAUAUAGGAGUAAAUUAGAUGAAGGUGUUGACAGGCAAUAAAAGCUCUUCUUUUUUUUAUUUUUUUUUAACAAAAUUCUUUUUCGCCCAUCUCGUCUCUGUCGAUUGUAUGGAUACAUUUCUGUUCAUUGAAUGAAGAAAAAAGGCCAUCGAUUUAGCUA